CUCUUUUAAUUCCCCCGCCGCCGCCCCUCGCCACGCUCCGCCAGCCGCUGCCACUCGCCACGUUCCACCAGCCGGCGCCCCUUUUCCUUCUCACUCCGCUGGCGCCGGCGCCGCCUUAUCCAUGGCGUCGGAGAAGAAGCAAUCCAACCCGAUGAGGGAGAUCAAGGUGCAGAAGCUGGUGCUCAACAUCUCCGUCGGAGAGAGUGGGGAUCGCCUCACCCGCGCCGCCAAGGUCCUGGAGCAACUGAGUGGCCAGUCACCAGUGUUCUCUAAGGCUAGGUACACUGUCCGUUCCUUUGGUAUCAGGCGUAAUGAGAAGAUUGCCUGCUAUGUUACUGUAAGGGGUGAGAAGGCAAUGCAGCUUCUGGAGAGUGGACUUAAGGUCAAGGAAUAUGAACUGCUAAGGAGGAACUUCAGUGACACAGGGUGCUUUGGUUUCGGAAUCCAGGAGCACAUUGAUCUUGGCAUCAAGUAUGAUCCUUCAACCGGUAUCUACGGAAUGGAUUUCUACGUCGUCCUUGAGCGCGCUGGGUACCGUGUCGCCCGACGCCGAAGGUGCAAGUCCCGUGUUGGGAUCCAGCACAGGGUGACCAAGGAGGAUGCUAUGAAAUGGUUCCAGGUCAAGUACGAGGGUGUCAUCCUCAACAAGGCUCAGGGCAACACUUCUUAGGGACGCACAUGUUACAGCCCAGCCGUUAGACAUGUUUACCAGUAGCAACAGAGUUUUCACCUCUACUGAAGUUUUGUCGAUCUCGGAUGAUAUUAUUUGCCAAGACUGUUUGGACAGAGGAGCUUAUGAUCUCUAUACUUUGAAAGCUGAAUGCGCCGAUUCAUUUGGUUCUGC
Zea mays is the source of this 844-nucleotide messenger RNA. Its product is annotated as 60S ribosomal protein L11-1. Gene Ontology annotation, molecular function: structural constituent of ribosome. Lineage: Eukaryota; Viridiplantae; Streptophyta; Magnoliopsida; Poales; Poaceae. The record is from RefSeq and is marked validated. Gene Ontology annotation, biological process: translation. Gene Ontology annotation, cellular component: ribosome.